Molecule: messenger RNA, 768 nt
Organism: Guillardia theta CCMP2712
Lineage: Eukaryota; Cryptophyceae; Pyrenomonadales; Geminigeraceae
Exons: 10
Source: RefSeq, a predicted model, not a curated record
UCAUGAGAACCCUUCUAAAGAUCGUGAUCGCCUCAUCCUGCCUCACCUGGUCAUUGGGCUUCCAGAUGGGAUCAAGCCCGCUCACCCAUGCCAAGCUGCGAUCCCCUGCUACAUGCUCACCCAGACCCGCACUGUCAGUCAGACAUGCGGCUGUCGGGCUGCGCAUGGCAGGGCCAUGGGGACCCGACAAAGAGAAGCCGAAGGCGUCGAAAGAACUCAUGCAGAUCCGCUUCAGCCAGGUUGACGCGUCUCAGCUGAGAGAUUUCAUCCAGAAGUGGCCGAGAGGAACCUCCAAGGAUGGGUUUGGACUCCCCAAGCUCAUGCUCCCUGUGGCGAUCGAAACUUCUGACGGGGGUGUCAAGCUGGUAUGGAAGGGGAGCGAAGACCCUUGGAUUCAGAUCGAUCUGGAGGGCGACACUGUCCGCGUGUACCGCCAGUCCAUGAUGUCUGGCAGCUUCACCCAGGUGUCUGCGCUGAAGGAGAGGGAGGAGAAGAAGAUCUGCGACAAGCUGAAGCAGGAUCUUGAGAAGAGCAGCUACGGGAAGGGCAUGACAGAGAAGGAGAUCCCUGUGGUCCAGAUCCAAGAGCCCAAGGCUGAGGAGAAGCAGGAGGAAGUAGGAGAUGCUGAGGGUGCUGAGAAGGAUGCUCCUGCUAGUGGCCAGCAAUGAAAGGGCGGAGGAUGUGACAGCAGGUUUAUCCGUACACGACAAACUUCGAUUCUCAGUACCUUGUAAUCAAAUUGAAUCUUAAAGCGAUGUCAUCUGCAAA